ACCAAAGAUAUUACACACCAAGAUAGAGCAUAGUGAGAGAGAAAACGUCCUCGAAAUAAGAUAGCUAUAUGUUUAUAUUCUGAUCAAAACCAAAACAAUAAACCACAUACAGCGAUUGGUUGAAAAGACUCGUGUUUUCCGAAGUUAUCCGAAGUGAUGAUCAAAACCAAAACAAUAAACCACAUACAACGAUUGGUUGAAAGAAUCGUGUUUUCCGAAGCUAUCCGAAUGAUGCUGAAUUGUCAAGCAGCGUUGGCAAUAUUUUUGGAAAAGUAUAUAAUCCCAGGUUUUCGCUUCCGUUCGAGAGGAAAUAUGACAUAAUUAUUUCAAUGUAAAAUGUAUCGGCUAUUGAAUAAAUGAUAAUACUGACAAUACUAAUGCUUGAUGAAUUCAGGAUAUGUUCUAAGCCAAGUUACAUAAUGAAAUUAUGUUCAUAAAUUUAAUAUAAAAAAAUAAGGAGAUGACGAAGAAAGAAGUUUGGCAACGUUGUUUAUUCAACAACCCACUUCGAAUGGCCACAUGUUUACAUAUUCUCGAAUCUUGAAUGAUACAAACGUUAUUGUUGGACGAUUUACGUGAAAACGGUGUUAGACAAUAACUAGAAAUUGUAAAAAUGGUGAAUCGCUGUGUGGUGUGCAAAAAAAUCAGCAGUAAAAGCAAUGGAAAUCCAUGCACCGAAUGCCUAUUGAUAGUGCUCGACAGAAAUUAUGGAUGGACCAGUUAAAACUGAAAAUUUCAGAAUCUUCCAAAUGGGUAUAUGUUUGCUCUGACCAUUUCUGUGACGAAGAUUUCAUCCUUAAAUUUGGAAAAAAAUGUUUGAAAACGGAAGCUAUUCCAUCCAGGAUUUCAUUGCCUGAUCCUUGUUCAAGUAACACAUUAGCGGCUUCAGACGAAAGGUAUAUGACCCAGGACCCAUCAGAUGUUGGUAAAGUUGGGGAGUCCUCAAAAUUGAUUGGUUCUGAAUUAUCAGAAACUUCAGAUUUGUCUGCUACCGCAAGUGCUUCAGAUUUAUCUGCCACAUUGACUGCUUCCGAUUUAUCUGCUACAGACAUGUCUGUUGCUUUGGCCGCUUCAGAUUUAUCAGGCAAAGUGGAUUCCUUAGAAGUAUUUGAUACUGAAAAAUUUGCAGCACCACAUACAAAUACUUCAUGUUGCACAUCGACUGCUUCAGAUGGAAGGAGUGUGACCCAGACUCUCUCAGAUAUUGGUAGAGUAGAGGAAUUUCCAAAACUGAGUGGUCUGAACUAUCUAAAACUUCAACAGCUUCAGAUUUGUCUGCUACAUGCAAUGAUUGCACCAGUCUGUUGAUACCCCUCAUCAAAAAAACUACGUGUAUUUCCUUUAUUUUCAAAUUUGAUAGUAUCUGUCCAUUGUCAUGUUGUCACACUUUCAGAAUCCUAUUGUUUCGUUUAUAUAUUCUAUUUUCCAGAUCUAUAUGUACUAAAAAUGAUGGAUAAUUUUUAUCUUGUAAUAGUGUGGUACUCACCACAUUUUCAAUUGUGCAAAAUGGUUGAAAACAAAAUAAUACUUGAUUCAAGUUCAGCAAUGAAUUCAGUAAUCUAAUAAAAGAAUUAUGCUUUCUAAUUAGUCCCUCUUAUUAUUAAUGUUGAGCUACAGGAUUAUUGUGAUAUGUUUUUAUAAAGGAAUUUUUUGUCAGUAUUAAGUUUUCAAUCAUUUAAUAAGAACAUUCAAUCAUUUAAAUUUUAAGUAUAAUUUUGAUAGACGCAUUAACUAUUUUGAGAAUUGUCUGAGUCUUGUUAUUAAUUUAUGUCAUUGUACUGUAAUGUUUUUCUGGAUGAAGUUGUAUAAUAAUAAUUAAGAAUUGUUCUUAUAA
Messenger RNA from Coccinella septempunctata (seven-spotted ladybird), 1834 nucleotides. RefSeq names its product THAP domain-containing protein 5-like. The record is from RefSeq and is a predicted model, not a curated record. NCBI's taxonomy places the organism in Eukaryota, Metazoa, Arthropoda, Insecta, Coleoptera, Coccinellidae. The coding region runs from base 670 to 1308 and encodes 212 amino acids. The transcript has 4 exons.